Messenger RNA from Penicillium bovifimosum, 3909 nucleotides. Its product is annotated as M protein repeat protein. Gene Ontology annotation, molecular function: small GTPase binding. Gene Ontology annotation, biological process: Golgi vesicle transport. Bases 1 to 3909 code for a protein of 1302 amino acids. The transcript has 3 exons. Lineage: Eukaryota; Fungi; Ascomycota; Eurotiomycetes; Eurotiales; Aspergillaceae. Gene Ontology annotation, cellular component: Golgi apparatus. The record is from RefSeq and is a predicted model, not a curated record.
AUGUCCUCGAACGAUGAAACGGUUGCUGCCCCUGCUCCUGUGGAGGCGGCUGCUGUGGUAGAGGCUCCUGCUCUUGAGGAGGUCGACGAAAAUGAGCCUCCAGCCACUCCAGUCGAGUCGAGCAUGGUCUCUGGAGGCGAGGAGGUUGUCAAAUCUAGCCCCGAGGUAUCCAAGGGAAAUCCCAUGGCCUCCCCGAACAAGGCUAGCCCUGGCACACUGGGCACUGCGAAGCGUCCGGUAUCCGGGACAGCUACCAAACGACCAACCUCCUCGUCAGCAUCGAAGCCAACGACCGGUCUAACCCGCACCGCCAGCACGCUGAACAAGCCUCCGACGCGUCCCACGACCACAACCUCCACCCGGAAGCCGCUGAGCACCUCCACCACUUCGUCCCACCGGUCUCGCAUGUCAAUCAGCAGCUCCGCAGAUGAAAAGCCCCGGUCUGUGGCAAGCUCGGGAGAUGAGAAGCGGGGAAUCUCUGGCACUGCGAAGCGCAUGUCCAUGGCCGGCACUUCAUCCACACGUGCUCCUCUUAGACCGACCUCGUCUUCCAUCGAUCGUAGGUCGAGUGUUGCCAGCUCCACCGCUGAAAGGAAGCCUGCUACGACGACUGCCCGUACCGCGACCUCGACAAGCAAGCCCGUGGGCAGAUUGACUUCGUCGACGACACCUGCUAGCCGAACUACCGCUACCGUUGGCACUUCCACUUCCGGAUCUAGAACCGUCACUGCGCGGCCCGGUUCGACCUCAAGCGCCGUGAAAUCUGCCACAGCGACAGACCCUAAGAAGCGAUUGAGUACAAUUGGUGGCUCAACCACCCGAGCCGGUGACUCUGAGAAGCUGCAGGCUCUCCAGACCAAGCUCACAGAGAGCGAGGAAACAGUAGCUACUCUGAAGACCGAGCUAGAGGCCGUCAAUGAGAAGCUAAGCCAGCUUUCUGUCUCCGCUGAAGUGGGCCCAGUCGAUGCUGGUGCUGCAGAGGCUACGCGCGCAGCACACACUGCAGAGAUCGAAAGGCUGACUACAGCCCACGCCGAUGAACUCGUGGUCCUGCGGGCACGAUUAGAUGAGGCAGAGUCACAGCGCAAAGAGCUAGAAGAGAGCUCCCAACGGGAGCUCGAGGAGGCUCGCCAGUCCGCAUCCGCCCAAGGGGAUGCCAAUACAGUGGCCCUCCUGGACGAGCUGAAGGCAACGCACCAUACUCAGCUUGAGGCCAUCGAGAAGGAGUUGGCAGAACACAAGUCUGCGGCCAGCCACUUCGAGGAGCAGAUCAGCGCUCUGCAGAAAGAGCUCGACUUCCAGAAGACUGCCCUGGAGCAAGAGAAGGCUCAGGAUCUCGAACAUUUCACUCGAGAGCUCAAGGGCCGCGAUCUGGUGAUGGACAACCUCAACACAGAAAUAGUGAAGCUGAAUGCCCUCAAAGAGCAGGAGGUCCGUGCUGCGGAAGAGGCUGCUCAGCAGAGUGUCUCCGCUCUCCAAGAGCAAGUGGCCACCCUCGAGGAGAAGCUUGUCGCGGCCGAGUCUGCCACUCAAGAAGACUCUGAGAAGAUGGAGUCGCUUGCCGCGAAAGACCAACAAAUUACCGAUCUUAAGAAGGCCCUCGAGGAGAUUCAGAGCGAGCUUCAGGAAGCGCGCGACUCCGCGACCACUCAGUUGUCAUCCAAGGUCGAGGAGCUUGAAGCAGCCCAUGAAGCUACUAUCGCAAGUCUUAAGGCCGAACACGAGACCGCUCUCAGUGAUAUCUCGGCUUCUCACGCCGAGAAGCUUGCUGUUGCCGUUGCGGCAGCAGAAUCCAGCGGCACAGAACACACGCAGCAACUCCAAGAACUCCGUGAUGCACUCGAGGCUUCCAAGGCCACUGCACAGAAGGCACAAGAAGAUGCUGUUUCUCAGCUCAAGGUCGCUCACGAGGCAGAACUCAACUCUUUGCAAGAAAAACUUACCGCUUCCGAGAGUGCCCUCGGCGAGUCUCGCCGCGCACUGGAAGAGGGUAACGCCUCGGCCCAAGACGUCGCCGUCCAAGAGAUUGACUCUCUCCGACACAAGUGUGAGUCGCUGGAGUCACAGCUGGCCACCGGCACGGGGAAGAUUAACGCUCUGCUCGAAGAGAUGCAGAGCAAGCAAGCCGAAGCCGAAAACAUUCACCGCAUCCUUCGUGAGGUUGAAGACCACUCCAAGCAGGAGGGCGCCCAAAAGGACAAUAAGUUGAAGGCUCUCGAGCAGAAGGCCGCGGAGGCUGCAUCUCUCCUGGAGCAACACGCCGCGCAGGCCGCCAAUGUGGCCGAGCAGCACGCCCAGGCUCUCGAAGACUUGAAGGCUCAGCAUGCUGCUCAUCUCGCUUCCGAAUUGGAGCGGGCAAAGGAGGCAUCCGGCACCCACGAUACUGCUCUGCGCGAUCUUCAAUCGAAGCACGAUGAGCUGCUGGCCGCGAACAAGGAGUUGGAGUCUGUCCACGCCACCCGGGUUCAGUCACUCGAGGCUGAGUUGGAGGCGGUCCUUGUGCGCCACGCCACUGAGAUGGCUGCCCACACCGAGAGCCGCGAGAAGGAGACCGCUGAGCUUCGGAAGCAAUUCGAAGAGUCCCAGGCCAAGCUGCAAGUCGAGCUUGCCGCUUUGCAGAGUGCUAGCGGGGCUGAUGCCGAGCUUCACGAGAAGCAAAUUGCUGAACUGCAGCAGGGGUUCGAGGAGACCAAAGCCCAAUUGCAGGCUGAAAUCGAGGCUGCCAAGACCUCUCAGGCCGCCGAUGUGGACGCUGAGCACAGCAGGGCAAUUGCCGAGUUGCAACGAGGCUUUGAGGAGACUAAAGCCAAGCUGCAGGCUAAGAUCGAGGCUGUCCAGACCUCCAAGGCUGCUGAAAUUGACGCCGAGCAUGGCAAGGCAAUCGAGCAGCUUCUCACUAUGAACGAGUCCAAGUUGUCUAGUCUCAAGGAGGAGCUUGAGGCUUCCCACAAGACCAAGAUCGCAGAGCUCGAGAAUGAGCACCAGAAAGUCCUGGGUGAUGCCCUUGACCAGCUGGGUCAAGCUACCUCGGCCCUGGAUAGCCUGAAGGCCAACAUCGCGAAGCUCGAGGCCAAGCUUGCUGAUUCUGAGAAGGCCCAUCUCGCGGUCCAGGAAUCUGCCGCCUCUGCUUCCCGGGACAUCGAGGAACGCUACUCCGCCAAGCUGGCCACGAUGGAGGCUAAACAUGCCGCAGUUGUAGAGAAAUACCAAACGACCGUCACUCGACUCAGCGAACUCGAGAAGACUGUUGUGGACACGGAGAGCCAGAUGUCACAACUUGAGUCUAUCAUGAAGCAGCUCUCUGAAUCCCGGGAUCAACUACUGAAGAUCAAGGCUGACAAUGCCGCUCUCUCUGACUCACUUGUCGACUGCCAGAACCAGAACAAGACCCUGUCGGAGAAACUGGAGGCUGGUGAACGCGACCUGAACGAUCAAAUCACCAAGAACAUGGGCCUCCUGAACCAACUUGGCGAUGUCGACUCCGACAUCUCCGCCAGCCGACGACGGGUCCGCGAACUCGAAACCGAGCUCGCAGUCUUGAAGGCAAACAGUGGCGAGAAGAGUAGUUCUUCUGGCCUAGAGGCUAGCCGAUGGGCGACGGCAGAUGAAGGAAGCGAGAACGCUGAAGAUGGGGGUCCGGCCACAACGGAAGGUGAGGACCUAGGCCCAUCCAUUGAGGGAACGAUGGCAAGCCUUCAGGAACAGCUUAAGCAUAUCCGAACGGCCGAUGACGACUGGCACCACGAGCAUCGAAGACUCGUUGGCGAACUCGCUCUUAUCUCCAAGCCCGAAUCCUCCGAGUCUAGCAGCCUCUCGACCACACCCAAUCCAGAGGACGCCACUUCAGCCCCGGAGCCCGAACUCGUCCGCACCCGUGCAGCCACAGUCUCCUUUUUCGGUAAACGGUGA